This is a messenger RNA of Engraulis encrasicolus (European anchovy), 3391 nucleotides long. RefSeq names its product chondroitin sulfate synthase 3 (gene chsy3). Lineage: Eukaryota; Metazoa; Chordata; Actinopteri; Clupeiformes; Engraulidae. The coding region runs from base 681 to 3269 and encodes 862 amino acids. The transcript is spliced from 5 exons. Gene Ontology annotation, cellular component: Golgi cisterna membrane. The record is from RefSeq and is a predicted model, not a curated record. Gene Ontology annotation, molecular function: glucuronosyl-N-acetylgalactosaminyl-proteoglycan 4-beta-N-acetylgalactosaminyltransferase activity.
AGGAACAGUCAGCAUGCAUCGCUCCGCCCUCAGCCUGCAACCGAGACGAAGCCUUCGCCUCUCCCGUUACUUCUGACACCGUGAAUAUGUGUUGUGACACCGCCGCCAGUCUUUCGCCUCAGCGGGGACGCAGUGAAGAGGAGAGAUUAGCCAGAUGAAAAGUUAUUUAGUCAGCCGUCAAAUUGUAAACAAAAUGGCGAGUCGGUCGAGGAUGUAAUAGCUUCAUGGCAAGCUAGCUGUACCUUCUGAAUGGUAUGAAGUCCAGAAACUGUUCUUAUAUCACUGUAACGUUGCGAGCUGGGAAGUGGAGAACACCCCGACGGUCGCUAUGUCCUUGGAUAUGAUACAUGGAUCUUCUAAUGCCUAUUUCCUAAAGGAACUAUGAGUGUCCCGGACCGUUAUGAGGACUGCUGGCUACAGUGUUACCUUUCAUACGAACUGUGCAACUUCUUCCGUCGCGCUGGACACUGCAACUGAAGAGGGCUCUUGCCAAACGGGCGCUCCAGAAAAGUUGAUAUGUGUUUUGGAUGCAGAGCCAAUGUGCUCAUGAAUCUCUUCAUGUUGCGUUAAACUGGUGUAUUUCAGGGAUGCUUCUCGUGCAUUCAGAGAAAAGAGAAGCUGUUGCCCUCAGGUAUCGCUUCUCAAUUUGGCAGUGCACUUGGUUGGUGUGAUAAUCAUGUAUGGGACUCAUUAUAUGGGCUAUAUCCUCAUACGCAUCUAAGGAACUUUGCAUUGCGCAUUCUUUGAUCUUUCUAGAACUGCAACCUACUCUAACUGUUUCUGCCAUGGCGCUCAGGUCAAGGAGACUUUGGAUGAGCGUAAUUGUUGGGGUCUUUCUUGGAUUUAUGGCUACGUCUUGGCUCAUUGUCCCGAGGAUGAUGGAGAUAAGCGGGAAGAGGAGGCGGUCGGCCGUGUGUUCAUACUACAGCAAUUCGGUGAACGUGGCCAAAGUUCCCGAAGUGCACGGCAGCACCGCAACGAGCAAUGCGUGGCGCAAAGAGCCGGAGAGCCCCCUGUCCAGCCAGGAGGGCAGCGAGGAGGAGGAGGAGAGUGUGUACCGGACAGGGAAUGGGAGCGGGGAUGGAGGAGGACCUAUAGCCAGACCCAAGCAUUUCCUCUACGUGGGUGUCAUGACAGCCAAAAAAUACCUUGAUUCACGAGCAGUGGCCGCGUAUAGGACGUGGAGCCAUUCCAUUCCAGGGAAGGUGGAGUUUUUCUCCAGCGAAGGCUCGGAAGCGGUGCCGCUGCCAAGUCCUGUGCCCGUGGUGUCUUUGGCUGGCGUGGACGACUCGUACCCUCCCCAAAAGAAAUCUUUCAUGAUGCUCAAAUACAUGCACGACCACUACCUGGAUAAAUACGAGUGGUUCAUGAGGGCAGAUGACGAUGUCUACAUCAGAGGAGAGAAGCUGGAGUCCUUCCUGCGCUCCCUGAACAGCAGCAAGCCGCUGUACCUGGGCCAGGCCGGGCUGGGCACCAAGGAGGAGCAGGGGAAGCUGGCGCUGGAGCCGGGGGAGAACUUCUGCAUGGGCGGGCCGGGCAUGAUCUUCAGCCGGGAGGUGCUGCGCCGGAUGGUGCCCCACAUCCGCACCUGCCUGCAGGAGAUGUACACCACCCACGAGGACGUGGAGGUGGGCCGCUGCGUCCGCCGUUUCGGCGGCACCCAGUGCGUCUGGGCCUACGAGACGCAGCAGCUGUUCUACGAGAACUACGAGCACAGGAAAGGCUACAUUCAGGACCUGCACAACAGCAAGAUCCACAACGCCAUCACGCUGCACCCCAACAAGCACCCGGCCUACCAGUACCGUCUGCACAGCUACAUGCUGAGCCGGCAGAUCUCCCAGCUGCGCUACCGCACCAUCCAGCUGCACCGCGAGGGCGUGACCAUGAGCAGGCUGGGCAACACCGAGGUGCAGUGGGAGGACCAGCAGCUGGGGGCGCCACCCUCCUACACCCGCUACCAGCCCGUGGAGCGCAGCGGCGUCAUCGAGUGGGACUUCCUGACCGGGCGACACCUGUACAGCACGGGGGAGAAGCAGGUGGCGCGGCAAGGGUUGGGUAGCCUGCUGCGCACAGCCCUGGAGGACACCGUCAUGCAGGUGAUGGAGAUGAUCAACGAGAACUCGAAGGCGCGCGGCCGGAUGAUCGACUUCAAGGAGAUCCAGUAUGGCUACCGGCGCGUGGACCCUCUACACGGGGCCGAGUACAUUCUGGACCUGCUGCUGCUCUACAAGAAGCACAAGGGACGCAAGGUGACGGUGCCAGUGAGGCGGCACGCCUACCUGCAGCAGUCCUUUAGCCGUCCCUUCUUCAGCGAGGCCGAGGAGCUGGACGUGGCGGAGCUGGUGGACGCCAUCAACACCGAGUCGCAGUCCUUCUCCUUCCUCUCCAACUCGCUCAAGAUCUUCGCGCCCUUCCAGCUGCCCGACGCCACCAAGGAGAUGCGCGAGCGGAGCCAGCGCAAGGUCCACAUCCUGGUGCCCCUGACGGGACGCUACGACACCUUCGUGCGCUUCAUGGACAACUUCGAGCGCACGUGCCUGCUGCCCAACCAGAACGUCAAGCUGACCGUGAUCCUCAUGGACGACGACAGCAACCAGGACCGCGAGAGGCAGCUGGACCUCAUCAAGGACUUCCACAGCAAGUACCCCAAGGGGGACAUCUCGGUCAUCCCCAUGACGGGCGAGUUCUCCCGGGGCCUGGCGCUGGAGCUGGGCUCCUCGCUGCUCGGCAACAGCAGCCUGCUCUUCUUCUGCGACGUGGACCUGGUCUUCAACGGCGACGCGCUGCAGCGCUGCCGCGACAACGCCGUGCUGGGCUCCCAGGCCUACUUCCCGGUGGUGUUCAGCCAGUACGACCCCAAGAUCGUCUACCAGGGCAGCAGCCCGCCCGAGGACAGCAGCUUCGUGCUCACCAAGAAGAGCGGCUUCUGGCGGGACUACGGCUUCGGCAUCGCCUGCAUCUUCAAGGGCGACAUGCAGCGCGCCGGCGGCUUCGACACCUCCAUCCAGGGCUGGGGCCUGGAGGACGUGGACCUCUUCUCCAAGGUCAUCAACUCGGGCCUGCGGGCCUUCCGCAGCCAGGAGCCGGGCAUCGUGCACGUGUACCACCCGGUGCACUGCGACGCCAACCUGGAGCCCAAGCAGUACAAGAUGUGCCUGGGCUCCAAGGCCAGCACCUACGCCUCCACCAUGCAGCUGGCCGAGCUGUGGCUGGAGAAGCACCUGGGCGUGGGCUACGGCAACAGGACUACGUCCUCGUCCACGUCGUGAUGAUAUAUACUGUAGUAGCCCUCACGAUAUAUAUAUAGUCUCAAGACUCAGACUCAGAGGAUCAGAGGCUCAGAGGCUCAGACUCUCCAUCACUGUCGUAAUGUAAAAGAGUUUACCUCAAU